Dromaius novaehollandiae (emu) is the source of this 2164-nucleotide messenger RNA. RefSeq names its product poly(rC) binding protein 4 (gene PCBP4). Gene Ontology annotation, cellular component: nucleus; cytoplasm. NCBI's taxonomy places the organism in Eukaryota, Metazoa, Chordata, Aves, Casuariiformes, Dromaiidae. Gene Ontology annotation, biological process: negative regulation of mRNA splicing, via spliceosome. The transcript has 13 exons. Gene Ontology annotation, molecular function: mRNA binding. The record is from RefSeq and is a predicted model, not a curated record. The coding region runs from base 570 to 1835 and encodes 421 amino acids.
GAGCAUCCCUCGGGCUGCCGCGGGGCCCGGCGGCGGGGGCCCCCCGCGCCCGCCCGGUGCCCUUGGGCGGCCGGGCGCUGCCAGCUGAGCGGCUUCCAGGAAAAGCGGCGGCGGCCGAGCGGGGCGGGCGCGCCAGGCCGGGGCGGGGGGGUGGCAGGAAUGUCCCCGGCGGCGGCAGAUGGCCUUUCCCGGCGUGCAUUGUUCCUCCCGGCGCCUCUUAUCCGCUGUAAUAGGAUCCCGGAGGGAGGGAUGGGGCAGGGGAAGAGCGAGGGGGGCCCCGGCGCCCCGCGGCGGGGGCGGCGGCCGCCAGCCCGGCCCGCGCCUGUCAAACGCUCCAUUGUCGCGGCGCCGCCGCCGCCGCCGCCGCCCGGGCCCCGCCGAUGCGGCGCUGAGCCGCCGCCGCCGCCGCCGACAGCCACCAGCGCUCCUAGGGCUGCGGAGCGAGGCCAGGGGCCGCUCGGGGCCCUUCCCGGGGAGACCGUCCAUCGCCAGGCCCUGCGGGCGCUGCCACCGAGCCUGCCGGCCCUCGGGCCCGCGCUGCGCCCACAGGCUCGGCUCGCCCUGCCGCCAUGGCCUCGCCGGAGGGGACGAGCGGCACCGACUGCAGCUCGGAGGACACGGAGCUCAGCAUCACCCUGACACUCCGCAUGCUCAUGCACGGCAAGGAGAUCGGCAGCAUCAUCGGCAAGAAAGGAGAGACCGUUAAGAGGAUACGGGAGCAGAGCAGCGCGCGCAUCACCAUCUCGGAGGGCUCCUGCCCCGAGCGCAUCACCACCAUCACCGGCUCCACUGACGCCGUCUUCCGGGCCGUCUCCAUGAUCGCCUUCAAGCUGGAGGAGGACCUGGGAGCGGGCAGCGCCGACGGCGGCGCGGCGGGCCGAGCGCCGGUGACGCUGCGCCUCGUCAUCCCCGCCAGCCAGUGUGGCUCGCUCAUCGGCAAGGCGGGAGCCAAGAUCCGGGAGAUCCGCGAGAGCACCGGGGCGCAGGUGCAGGUGGCCGGCGACCUGCUGCCCAACUCCACUGAGCGGGCCGUCACCGUCUCGGGGGGGCCCGACACCAUCAUCCAGUGCGUGCGGCAGAUCUGCGCCGUCAUCCUGGAGUCGCCUCCGAAGGGGGCCACCAUCCCCUACCACCCCGGCCUCUCCCUGGGCACCAUCCUGCUCUCUGCCAACCAGGGCUUUUCCGUGCAGGGCCAGUACGCCGGCGUCUCUCCUGCGGAGGUCACGAAGCUGCAGCAGCUGUCGGGGCACACGCUGCCCUUCGCCUCCCUGGGCCCCACGCCCUCCAUGCUGCCCGGGCUGGACGCCAGCUCCCAGAGCAGCUCCCAGGAGUUCCUGGUGCCCAAUGACCUCAUCGGCUGCAUCAUCGGCCGCCACGGCAGCAAGAUCAGCGAGAUCCGGCAGAUGUCGGGCGCCCACAUCAAGAUCGGGAACCAGACGGAGGGCUCCAGCGAGCGGCACGUGACCAUCACGGGCUCCCCCGUCAGCAUCACCCUGGCUCAGUACCUCAUCACCGCCUGCUUAGAGACGGCCAAAUCUACCUCCCAGGCGCCGCUGGGCCCUGGCUCCAUGGACCUCGGCGUGGGCUUCUCCCAGCCCCUCACCCCGGCCUCCGGCGCCGCACUGCCGGCCGUCGCCGCGGCCCCACCGGCGCUGCUGGGCGCCCCCUACACCAUCUCCCUCUCCAACUUCAUUGGCCUGAAGCCGGUGUCCUUCCUGGCGCUGUCCCCGUCCUCCAUGGCGGGUCCCAACGGCAGCACUGCCACCUACACCACCAAGAUCUCGGCGGCCAACGGCACCAAGAAAGCCGACAGGCAGAAGUUCUCGCCCUACUGAGCCCCUCUGCUGGGUGGGCAUGGGGGCCCCGGGUGCCCCCCGGCGCCGAGGACACUCCCGUCCUCCCGCGGGCACCGGCCGGGUCCGCCCCCGCCAGCGCCUCCGGCCUGCCGCCCUGCCGCUGCCCCCCGCGGCGGCACCCCCCAGCCGAGCGCAGCAGGGUGAGGGGCUGCCUGGCCCCCGAGCUGCCCCACGGCACCUGCCCCCCAGCAGCCCCGUCGCAGAGCCAGCCCCGGCCGGCUUGGAAAAAUGCUGUAUAUAUAAGUAUAUUUUUUCCUCCUUUGUAACUUAUCAAUGGUUUAAUAAAAAGAUAACAUUUGCGAGAAAAA